Messenger RNA from Penicillium manginii, 3177 nucleotides. Its product is annotated as replication factor C subunit 1. The record is from RefSeq and is a predicted model, not a curated record. NCBI's taxonomy places the organism in Eukaryota, Fungi, Ascomycota, Eurotiomycetes, Eurotiales, Aspergillaceae. Gene Ontology annotation, cellular component: nucleus; DNA replication factor C complex. The transcript has 4 exons. Bases 1 to 3177 code for a protein of 1058 amino acids. Gene Ontology annotation, biological process: DNA repair; DNA replication. Gene Ontology annotation, molecular function: ATP hydrolysis activity; ATP binding; DNA binding.
AUGCCGCCAGAUAUCAGAAGCUUUUUUGGUGGCAAGCCAAGCCAAGCCAACACCGAGGCUCCCAAGUCUGCGAAAAAUGAAGUAAGUUCUGGUGCCUGGAUGCGACCGCGAGAAAGAAACGUACGAUUACCUGCUUCAUAUCCAUCACCCAUUCACCGAUCUAAUGACAUGACAGGUAGCAGAAAGGUGGUUGAUGAUAGCGAUGACGAUGAUGUCGCACCUGUGAAGCCCGCUACCCCUAAGGCGAAGCCAAAGAGCAAACCUCAGCCGGAAGAGCCCAAGGGAGAAGUAACGACAACGUCGGAUUAUUUUGCGUCCAGCAAGAAACGGGAUCAGACAACUAAGAGCUCCAGCACGACCAAAAAGGCUCCCGAGAAGACCGCCAACCCUCAGAAAGCCAAGAGCGUUGAAAUUACCCCGAAGCCGUCACGCACCUCGAAGAAGGCCACAACUCUCAUUGACGACGACGGCCUUGGAGGUGAUGACAUUUUUGCUUCCGAAUAUACGAAGGCCGGCAAGGGCGAAGAUGCCUACGUUGCCGAAGGUGACAGCGAUGACGAUGACGACGAUUUCGAAGUGCUCGAGGUCAAGCCAGCCGCAGCCAGAGCCAGGAGAACGCAAAACAAGCGACAAAUCGAGGAUGACGAAGACGAUGAUGUAGUGAUGGAAGAUUUGCCAAAGAUUACACCGAAGCCGCGUGCAAGUCGCAAGCGGAAGUCGGAAGCUCUCACUGACGAGGACGAAGAGCCUCCUCAGGAAAAAAAGAAGCGAGCUCCGGCUAAAGCAGCCGCAUCCCCAGCUGCGAAGAAGACGAAGGCCGCCCCGAAAAAGAAGGACCCCGAGCCCGAGAACCCAGAGAUUCAGGCCAUUUUUGACAGCAUCCCCUUGAUUAAAGCACCUUCACCACCUCCACCUGAGGACGGGCCGCCCAAGAAGUGGACUUUCGGUGGCCAGCGCUCUCGUACACCACCAGUCUCCGGGACCAAGGAUAUACCUACAGGUGCAGAAAACUGCCUUGCGGGGUUGACCUUUGUAUUCACUGGCGUGCUUGAAACACUAGGCCGCGAAGAAGGUGCAGAAUUGGUCAAACGAUACGGUGGCAAGGUUACUGGCGCGCCUAGCAGGAAAACAAGUUAUGUUGUGCUGGGCGGCGAGGCUGGACCAUCGAAGCUCAAGACCAUACAGAAUUUCCAGCUAAAAACCAUCAACGAAGAUGGCCUUUUUGAGUUAAUUCGACGUUUGCCUGCAAAUGGUGGCUCAGGGCAAGCCGCAGAAGCAUUCAGCGCCAAACAGAAGGCUGAAGAAGAGAAGGUCAAGGCUUUGGCAGCUGAAAUUGAUGCAGAAGAGAAGAAGCAGAAAGCAGCAAUGGAGAAGAAGUCAACUCCCCAACAGACUCCCAGCAAAGGAAAAGCCACAGUAUCUUCGCAGGAAUCCCCAGUGAACGAUCAGCUCUGGACCACCAAAUAUGCGCCAACAGCUGCCAGCAUGAUCUGUGGUAACAAGGCGGCCGUUGAGAAGAUCCAGACAUGGUUACGCAACUGGCACAACAAUGCCAAAAAGGGAUUCAAGGUUGGUGGGAAAGAUGGAUCUGGCAUCUAUCGCGCGGUCAUGAUCCACGGACCUCCAGGAAUCGGCAAAACCACAGCCGCACACCUAAUGGCUAAACUUGAAGGGUUCGAUAUCGUUGAAACCAACGCGAGUGACACGAGAAGCAAAAAGCUCGUUGAAACUGGGCUACUAGGUGUUCUCGACACAACAUCUCUUCAAGGUUAUUUUGCUGGAGACGGCAAGAAGGUGGACAGUGGGAAACGAAAUCUUGUCUUGAUCAUGGAUGAGGUUGACGGCAUGUCUGCCGGUGACCGAGGAGGUGUUGGAGCAGUGGCAGCCAUCGUCAAGAAGACCAAUAUCCCCAUCAUUCUCAUCUGCAACGAGCGAAGGCUGCCGAAGAUGAAGCCAUUCGACCAUGUCACUUUUGAUAUUCCAUUCCGCCGCCCGACUGUGGAGCAGAUCCGCGCCAGAUUGUCCACCAUCUGCUUCAGGGAAGGUAUCCAGAUGCCUCGCCCUGUGCUAGACAGCUUGAUCGAAGGAACGCAUGCAGACAUUCGGCAAGUCAUCAACAUGCUGUCCACUGCGAAGCUCGAUCAGUCCACUAUGGACUUUGAUAAGGGCAAGCAGAUGUCCAAGGCAUGGGAGAAGCACAUUAUUCUCAAGCCCUGGGACAUUGUUAGCAAGAUCCUGAGUGCCCAGAUGUUUUCACCAAGCUCAAGUAGCACCUUGGAAGACAAAGCUCAGCUUUAUUUCAACGAUCACGAAUUCAGUUAUCUUAUGCUCCAAGAGCAUUAUCUCAAAACAAAGCCUACUCUCGCAAGCAAUUGCAUGGAUCCGAGAGAAAAGAGACUGAAGGAGCUUGAGUUGAUCGACAAUGCUGCCUCUAGCAUUAGUGAUGGCGAUCUCGUUGAUCGAAUGAUCCACGGGACUCAGCAACAAUGGAGUCUUAUGCCAACUCAUGCCAUGUUCAGCUUUGUUCGCCCCGCCAGCUUUGUCUACGGCAAUAGCCAAGAACGGCCCGCGUUCACUUCCUGGCUUGGAAACAACAGCAAACAAGGCAAAUUGACUCGUUUCGUCAAGGAGAUUCAAGGCCACAUGCGCCUUCGAACUUCCGGCAACCGGGACGAGAUUCGGCAGCAGUAUCUGCCUAUGGUAUGGGAUAAAUCGGUUCGACAACUCCAAGAUGUCGGCAAAGAAAGCGUAGAUGAUGUGAUUGAUUUUAUGGACUCCUACUUCUUGACACGCGAUGACUUCGACGCCAUUAUGGAACUGGGACUUGGACCCAUGGAUCAGUCUAAGGUCAAAUUGGAAACACAGACCAAGGCAACUUUCACUCGUCUCUACAACCAACGCUCACACCCUCUGCCAUUCAUGAAGGCUAGCAAUGUUGUGGCGCCGAAGGCAGCCCCCAAGGAAAAGCCGGAUAUCGAAGAUGCCAUUGAAGAGUCCGACGAAGAGGAGGUCGUGGAAGAGGUCAAGGACGAAGAUGAUGAAUUGGAUUUGAAGAAGGAUAAAUACGUGAGCCAGCCAAAGAAGAAGGCAGCCCCUAAGAAGAAAGGGAAGAAGGCCGCUGAGGAUGAUGGCGAAGAAAAGCCAAAGAAGGGUCGGAAAGCGAAGGCCAAAGCUUAG